Aphis gossypii (cotton aphid) is the source of this 1609-nucleotide messenger RNA. RefSeq lists its product as uncharacterized. The record is from RefSeq and is a predicted model, not a curated record. Gene Ontology annotation, biological process: regulation of transcription by RNA polymerase II. Gene Ontology annotation, cellular component: nucleus. The transcript is spliced from 7 exons. The coding region runs from base 436 to 1326 and encodes 296 amino acids. Gene Ontology annotation, molecular function: DNA-binding transcription factor activity, RNA polymerase II-specific; sequence-specific DNA binding. NCBI's taxonomy places the organism in Eukaryota, Metazoa, Arthropoda, Insecta, Hemiptera, Aphididae.
CGCGAACCGGACCCAGUCUGUUUAGUCCUGUGAUCCGCGACCGUACGCUUACAACGCGUUUUUUUUCCUCCCUAUUUUACGUUGUGCUCAUCAGCCUACACGAUUGUUGUUUAAAACACGUUUCAGUAAAUAUUAUUUUGUCUCCUGUGAUAAUUUUUGUUUAACAACGCGACGCAUAAUAAAUAAACGUGAUCCAAAACUUGCGUUGUAUUUAUUUAUUUAUUUUUUGUGUUCCACGUUCACCGUUCACGACGCCGUCACACUACCAGUGCCUUGAGCCUACGAGUGACUUAUCCGACCCUGCCUCUACCUGCUCGGACAAUUGACGAAGGCUAGCCAAUCACAAACGGCUAUAGGUUGGUGUGUUUCCAUUGUUCAACAAGGAUUGUGUCUUAUCGUUUUCAUUUCAAUAGUCAAUAGCAGGUCAUUUUAGGUAUGUUUAAAUGCGAGGAGUGUUCGUUCAAAUGUAAUUUCGAGGGAGAUUUUAAAAAACACAAAAAAAUGCACAAAGGAGGAGUCAAUUUGCCGUGCCCUUUGUGCACUUUGAAAUUCAAUUCCCGUUCUGUUUUUUUAGGACAUUUAAGCGAAAUUCAUGACAUUGGUGGAAAUAGCAAACCUUACAAGAGACAAGCCAUUGCUGAAAAUAACGUUUCCCACGAUGAAGUCCGUCAUUCAUGCGACUUGUGUGAUUCAACAUUCAGUUUACGGGGUAGUUUGUUACGACAUAAAAGAAAUUUUCAUGGUACUUAUGUUUAUAAAAAUCAGAAACGUCACGAGAGCCAAGUCGCCCAAGUUCCCGAUAUCAAAUCUGAACCAAACGUCAUUGAUAUUGCUUCAUAUAAUUUACGUCCACGCAAUCCAUUGGGUGUGGUAUGUAAAAAUGAAUAUUUACACAAAGGAAAAAGAUGUGCUCUGAGAAAACUUCAUGAAGAAUAUGUAGAGGCGCAACAUUCUCAAGAUAAAUGGCUGGUUUGGGUAUCCCACGCAGAUUCACUUUCUCAAAAGCUCAAUUUAGAUAUGCAAGUAAUAGCAAUGUUAAUGAUGGAUAUUUAUGCUGAUUAUUCAACUCCUAUAGAUGAGAAUCUAAUACAGAUGUUGCACCAAGACUCAUUUUUUUGUGUGGAAAAUAUCCAACAUCAUACACAAUACUACAUAUUCGUGCAGUUAGUUUAUGGACUCAUGAAAAUAUAUGAAAUGGGUUUUGAAAAUCUUCAAACUCGCAGAAAAUCAAACUGGAAGAAAAAUACAAUCACCAUACUUAAAUAUUUUGAAUUCACUAAUGAGACUGUUGAUUUUUUAAUAGAAAGAAUAGAAAAUUUUAUUUAAUAUUAUUGUGAACAUGUGAUAAAUAUUUUUAAUUAUAAUGUAAUUUUUAUUAUAACUACAACUACUAUAUUAUUAUAUACACUGAACCACCUCUUGCCUCUAUAAUAUUUCACAUAUUAAAGCAUAUAACUUAAUUACAUAGUGUUGUAGUUGUAAAAAAAGCAAAAAGUCUACUAUUUAAGUUUUAAAUGUUAUAACUAAUCAUCAUUAGGUGUGUCGAUAUACAAGUAUAAAAUACAAUUGUGAACAAAUUUAAAUAAAAAUAAAACUUUUUUGUUGUUAA